This is a messenger RNA of Alternaria burnsii, 3144 nucleotides long. RefSeq lists its product as uncharacterized. NCBI's taxonomy places the organism in Eukaryota, Fungi, Ascomycota, Dothideomycetes, Pleosporales, Pleosporaceae. The transcript is spliced from 3 exons. Gene Ontology annotation, biological process: actin cortical patch localization. Bases 1 to 3144 code for a protein of 1047 amino acids. Gene Ontology annotation, cellular component: plasma membrane. The record is from RefSeq and is a predicted model, not a curated record.
AUGGAGACACUCAUGGCUGAAGUAAUCGCACAGCGGCCAAACGGUCCUAAUGCCGCCCAGCCUGUAUCUCUGCAGCGUCAGCCGUCCUUCUCCUCGUUCCCUCCCUCGCGCUCGCCCUCUACCCGCAAUGGCCACAACCACAAAGCUCGCUCCCCGCAGCCCCCCAUGGUCCGCGAGGGCGACGAAGACUCGAUACAGUCCUCGCACGACUCGUCGCAUCAGUCCUCCAUGCAGGCCCUGUCCAGAGGCGGCAUGAAGCUGCGCUCGCAAUAUCCCGCCGAUGCAAUUGAGAACCAUGUCGAGUACAUACUCGUCGCCGCCUUCGACAUCGACCGCGGCUCCAUCAUGGAACACCAGUACCCGGCGGCUAUCAGUGGAGACGAGACUAUGCUGGCUGAGCUCAUGUUGCCCGAUCAGGCCCAUGUCCGAAGCCAAGACUGGACCAUCUUCUUCCUACACAAGGACACCACCGCCGAAGAGGAGGAGCGCGAGGCCAGGAGAGAGCGCCGAAGGAGAAGGCGGCGGCGGAAAGAGGGCCUGGACGACCAAGACGACGCGACUGCCGAUCCCGAAGAGCAAGACGACGACUACGACAAUGACGACGACGACACCGAGAGCGAAGGGGAGCCGGACCCUGAUGGGCCACCGCUGGUCUAUGUCUUGAACCUGGUCAACACCAAGCAAGAUAACACGGUGAAGAGAGGCGCCAUCGUCAAAGCCAUGGCGAUAUGCACGCGACACCCUUUCUUGCACAUAUACAAGCCCCUGUUGCUGCUGGCCCUCGAAGAGUACUUCAGGGCACCCGUCCUCGAAACUCUAGAAUCCCUCUACAACUCUCUCAACGCCAUGGACCUGUCGCUGCUGCCGCGACUCUCCCCUCUGGAGAACUUUGUGCUUGGCGCUAGUGACGCCAAAGACAUGUUCGUCGAGAAGUUUGAGCUCAUGGUCCGGCAGCGGAAGAAGCUCGACGCAGCAAGAGACUCUGUUGAAACCUCGUCCGAUCCUCAAUCGCGGAAGAAGACAUACACGGUUCCACGGGACACGCAUGAGUUUGAAUCCAAGAUCAAUUACAACGGUAUUCCCGUCCCCGUCAAGAUACCUACCGCUUUGAGUCCUGAGACAGUGGGCGACUUUUCCCUGAUCAAGCUUAUCCAAACAUUCUCCACCCCUCAUGCGACACAACCCCAGCCCUUUGCUCUACAUCCGCACCUGACCACAAGCGGUGCCUACACUCAUCCCAUCAUUGUCCUCGUCAAUGCACUCCUCACCCAGAAGCGCAUCAUCUUUAUUGGACAUAACCAACCUUCAGGAGAAGUCGCAGAGGCCGUAUUGGCAGCAUGUGCUUUAGCCUCUGGUGGCAUCCUCCGCGGCUUCGUUCGACAUGCCUUCCCGUACACCGAUCUCACCAAAGUAGACGACUUGCUCAAGGUCCCUGGCUUCAUCGCUGGCGUCACCAACCCUGCAUUCUCUUACAAGCCCGAAUGGUGGGAUCUAAUAUGUGACCUACCCACCGGUCGCAUGAAGAUCAGUAAUCGUAUUGAGGCGGCUUCACCAACAGAAGGCUCCAUGUUCUUCCAGCAGCAGGGCCUCCCUCUGAAUGGGCCAGGCGCGCUACCAGCCAACGGUAUCGACGCAACUGGUGACACCCAAUUCAUGGAAAAGCUCCUCGAGAGCAUCGCCAACCGCCAUGGUGAGAAUGCUAUUCGAGCCAAAUGGCGCUCGUGGGUGUUGAAGUUCACCCGCAUUGCGGCGGCCUUUGAAGAAACUGUCUACGGCGCCUCUGCACUGUACAUUGGCUCUCACGAGACCGAUGUCGGCGGAUACGGUGUCUCUGGACAUGGCUACGUAUGGCCAGAUGAAGGUCACAAGCUUCGAGAACUCGCUGCAAACGUGCACCGUAUCGAGGGCUGGCGCAACACAAGAAGCUAUUAUAGUUGCAUCCAGGAUCUGGCGAGGCACUGGAAUAAGAGACCAGUGCGCGGUUUGGAUAUGGCCCAUCAGCACGACAAGUUGCGCUGCUUAAAACUCUCCCAUGAUCAAUCGGCGGCCAUUUACCUUGCACUGGCGCGGUGUGUUGAAGAAGCGGGUGAGCACAGUGAGAGCAAGAAUGCCUCUUCGAGCGACCUAUCCUCCAUGGCCCAGUCACUCACGAUCGCAAAUGACCAUGAGCGUAAAACGAACUCCCAGCUCCAUCUGUACACCAAUUGGACAGCAGCAAUGUCUUCGAAACCAACAAUCGAACCCCCGACUAUCAAAAAACGCGGUCGCCCGAAGAAAGUCGUAGCCGAGGAUGUGGGGACAACACCAGAAGUCGCAGCGACCAAGGCGGCUGUGAAGAAGGCGGCCGCGAAACCAGGCACAAAGGAGAAAGUUGCGGAAGCCAAGAAAGAGAAGAAGGUGGCUACGAAAAGCGGGAAGACUGCUCCUACUACUACUGCGACUGUUGCUGCGGGGAAGAAGAUUGCGCCCAAGUCAGCAAUUGCGCCAGCACAAGCUACACCCAUCACACCGUCCACGAGCAAGAUAUUAGAGGAAGUGGAAGCUAAAGGGACUUUGAAAAAGGCAAAACAGCCGGAAAAUGUCGUAGAGAAAGAAGCCGAAGCAAGUGUACAAGACAGCAGGAAAACCGCGCCGUCAUCCCAAUCCCCAGAAACAUCACCACCAAAGACUCAAUCCUUACCAUCGAAACUAACUCCACCCACAACUGCCUCCUUAUCGAACAACAAAACAACCUCAAACACGAUUUCAAGAGCAACGACCAUUCCACUCCCUUCGGCCCCCAAAAUCGCCCCUUCACCCGUCUACCCAGCGACUCCAAAACCUACAACCUCUCGUCCACACAAUCCCUACCCUUCCAUUCGACCCUCGCCAUCACAGCCACAACCUCGUCCACCGCCCUCUCCAUACCAGAAGCAACAUCCUACGCGCAUAAUAGAACCCACGCCCGACAUUCGCCUCCCGCCCAAGUACAAACCUGCGGCGCGUAGAGUGACGGCGAUAAUAGUGGGUCUACCCAUUAUUCUUGUAGUAGGGUAUGAGUUGUUCGAGCGGUGGAGGGGCAAAGACGUUAGGAAGAAGUUUGUCGAGGACAGGGAGGUUUUGAAACAAAUAGACAGAGAGAGGGAGAGGCAAGAAGGCAAGUAA